This is a messenger RNA of Gigantopelta aegis, 2933 nucleotides long. RefSeq names its product exocyst complex component 7-like. Bases 128 to 2494 code for a protein of 788 amino acids. The record is from RefSeq and is a predicted model, not a curated record. Gene Ontology annotation, biological process: exocytosis. The transcript is spliced from 27 exons. Lineage: Eukaryota; Metazoa; Mollusca; Gastropoda; Neomphalida; Peltospiridae. Gene Ontology annotation, molecular function: phosphatidylinositol-4,5-bisphosphate binding. Gene Ontology annotation, cellular component: exocyst.
ACUAAUGGCGGAAAUUGCAGAGCUCCAAAAAUAAAGAGGAAUUAUUAUCCAAGGGACAACCAACUGAUGGCGGAAAUUGUGGAUUAAACGAUCUGUCAAAUCUCUCAACUGAGAUUUUGUCAGCACCAUGGAUGAUCUUGCAGAGAUCAAGCUGGAUAUUGACAGAAAACUAGAAAGGGAAGAGAACAAUCUCUUUAUGCUGAGAGAAUCUCUCAAAAAGAGUUCCACUAAUACACAGAACAUGCUUGGAAUUUUGACCAGUUUUGAAAGUCGCCUGCAGAGGCUGGAAGAUACAAUUGUUCCUGUGUAUAAAGAAACAGAAAACCUUAGAAGAAGACAAGAAAAUAUUGACAAGACUCUACAGACGAUGGAUGUGGUGCUGGGAUACUACCAUGUUGCGAAGGAUGUGGAAGAGGUCAUCAAAGAAGGACCUGCAUCCUGUGAUCUGGAUAUUUACAUUUCAUACAUGGACAAACUACUGAAGGCCAUAAGAUAUUUCACAUCUACCAACCCGGCCGGGAAUGAAAUAGAGGAAUUGAACCAUAUCUUUGAUGAUGGAAAAUGUGCACUUCAGCUUGAGUUUCGUUCUCUUCUCAAUCGUCAUGGACGACCAGUGCCUCCUAUAGUCAUCAUGGAUCAGUUACAGAUGGAUGACGAAAUACCCCCUGCUGGUUUGGAAACCGAUUCAUUUAUAAUGGAGCACUUCUCAGAAAAAGUGGUCUCCCAGUUGCGCUACAUAUCUCGGUGGCUGGUUGCUAACGGCACUUCAGCUGAAUUUUGUAAAUCCUACCACACAUCAAGGAUGGCAAUACUGACUCGAUCUCUUCAAGGGUUGAAAGAACACCUGAAAACAUCGAGUGCAAGUAGUGGCAGUAAAAACUUCCAGGGAUCCGCGUCGCCAGCUCUGGGUAUUAACAUGCGACCAACGAAAGAAAAUCCUGUCCGAAAGAGCAUGAAAAAAAUUGGAUAUAAAUCAUUGAAGAAAAGUGCAUCUUCACUAAUGAAGUUGCCCUUUGAACCAGGUCAUAAACGUCGAGGAUCGUUUACAGAGAUCAUAACGGAAGAACUAAUUGACGUGGAAACAGAUCUGUACAUCACCAUGCUCACAGCAUUGCUUAGACUAAUGCAGAGUGAGUCCCAUCUGAUGAGUGGAAUCAUUCCAGAGAAACAUCAAAGGAUGGUAUUUGAUAACAUAGUACAACAGUCACUCGAAACGGUCGUCAGUGAAGGAGAGCUCCUGGCCAUGUCAGCUCGUAAAAACAUUGGUCGCCAUGAAUUUGGAGCUGUUUUGUCUAUAUUUCCCAUUGUCAAGCACCUUCGACAGAUCAAACCUGAAUUUGAUUUGAUUUUAGAGGGUUGCCAGGCACCAACAAGAGCGAAAUUGGCAUCCCUUCUUUCCACCCUAGACAGCACAGGAGCAAAGGCACUUGAAGAAUUUAUAGAUAGUGUUCGACAAGAUCCUGAUAAAGCAUCAAAUAUGCCAAGAGAUGGAACUGUGCAUGAGCUCACAAACCAUACUAUUAUAUUCCUACAGCAGCUCCAAGAUUUUGCAGAGACUGCAGGAGCCAUGUUGCUCAUGCAUGGUGAGCAAGCUGCCCCAUCACAAGAUAUCACUUUUGAGAAGUGCAGAAUGAAAGUUGCCGACUAUAUGACACGUGUAUUGUCUGCGCUGGGUUUGAACCUGGCAAACAAGGCUGAGACGUACAGUGAUCCCGCUCUCAAGCCGAUAUUCAUACUCAACAACUGCAACUACAUCCUCAAGUCACUUAAGAACUCAGGAUUGAUCCAUGUGUUAAGAGAAUGGAAUCCUAAAGUUGAAGAAUACUAUGAGAUACAGAUAGUUGAACAAAAACGAAUCUACUCAGAGAGUUGGAAUAAAGUCCUUCACUUCAUAAUGGAAGUAGACAAGCCGAUAUCAUUACAGAGAACACAGGGCGAUGUGAUAAAGAGAAAGGAUGGACAACAUUUAGGAGCUGAGAUUGAGGCAGUCAAUAAACUCAGUGCAAGUUCUUCGCACGAACUAGUUGCUAAAUCUGUAAUAUCGAAAUGGAAGAAUUUUGUUCAGGAAAAACAUGCACAAGAUACAUGUAUACCUGUUAUACGGGUAGUUGAUGAGGAUGAUAUAGAGGCAGGAAGUUCAGGAAAGGAUGUAGUUGCUAGAUCUGUAAUAUCGAAAUGGAAGGGUCUUGUUGAGAAACGCGAACACAUUAUACAGCUAAAAGAAAAGGAAAAGCAGAAUAUCAAAGAUAAAUUCACGGGUUUUAACAAAGAGCUGGAAGAAAUCUAUCGCAUCCAGAAGGGUUACGCCAUUCCUGAUCCAGAACUAAGGCACUCCUUGAUAGAGGACAACAAAAAAUACAUUAUCCUUAGAUACCAGAUAUUUCUCAACAAAUUCAAGCACUUGAACUUCACAAAAAACCCACAGAAGUAUAUCAAAUACACAGAGGAACAAGUUGGAGAACUUCUUCAGAAAUUCUUUGAUGUGUCUGCUUAAAUCUGACAUAUAACAUUUGACUUUGACAAUUACUGACAUUUGAACAAACAUUAAUUUGGAGGCUUUUUGUUUACCAGUCGCUAAUUUUACUGGUUUAUUUGGGGUUUUUUUUAACUAUGAAGUAUAUCAAAUACAUAGAGGAACCAAUUGGAGAACUUUUUCAGAAAUUCUUUAAUGCUUCUGCUUAAAUCUGUAAUAUAACAUUCGACUUUUACAAUGCCUGACAUUUGAACAAACGUUAAUUUGGAGGCUUUUUGUUUACCAGUAGCUAAUUUUACUGGUUUAUUUGUUUUUAUAAAAGCAUAUAUUGUGAGAAAGUGGAAUCGUGAACGGAUGUUAUAUAAAUUGUUUUGUUGUAUCCAAAGUGUAACAGAAGUUGUUUAUUUGUUUUUCAAAAGUAUAUCUUUGGAGAAAGGAAAAGUAAAGAGAUGCAAAAUAA